UGCACUACGCAUACACGUUGACAUGGCUGCUCUCGCAGGAUCUGGCGAAAUUAUUCCAAAUUUCUUGGCCGGUGGAAUUGCAGGAUGCUGCGGAAAAGUAACAACAGCCCCAUUAGACAGAGUAAAAAUUCUAUUACAGGCUCACCACAGAUACUACAAUCAUCUCGGUGUUUGGUCUUCGGUUGCUAAAGUCAUAGAGUAUGAAGGAGUACGGGGACUCUACCGAGGCAAUGGGGCCAUGAUGGUGCGCACCUUCCCUUAUGGUGCUAUACAGUUUGUUGCAUACGACUGGUUCAAAAAGAAAACGAAACGGAAAUUGUUGUCCGGUUCCCUAGCAGGUGUAACGGCCGUGCUAUUCACAUAUCCACUAGACAUCGUGAGAGCUAGACUAGCUUACCAAGUCCAAGGAGAGUGUUUGUACAGAGGAAUUCUGCACACUUGCCAAUCCAUAUGGCAUCAGGAGGGCCAGUUGAAAGCACUUUACCGCGGAGUUGGUCCAACACUACUCGGAAUGGUGCCUUAUGCUGGUGCAGCGUUCUAUUCUUAUGAAACGGGUAAAGCCUAUGUACUAGUCAAAGGACCGACCUACCUAUCAAAGCCAUCUCUUGCCGACCCCAAUGAAAGAAUAUUGACCGCACAGGCCAAUCUUGUCGUAGGUGGACUUGCUGGGGCGUUUGCCCAAACCAUUGUAUAUCCCUUGGAUGUUGGAAGGAGAGUUAUGCAACUUGGCACAAUGGUACCAAAUUCAAAUCCAACCAGUUCGUGCCUCGAGACCCUGAUCCUGGUUUACACAAAGCACGGUGCACAAGGACUCUUUCGGGGUGUCAGCAUCAACUACUUGAGAGCUAUACCCGCUGCCGCCAUCUCCUUUACCCUUUAUGAAAAUCUUAAGCAGUACCUCAGCAUCCAUUUAGACAACAGGUGAUGAACAGCAUAAUACCAGUUUGUAAAUUUAUUUGCAUUUUUACGUCCCAACCCUAUUCAUUACCAGUACAUACAUGUGUAAAUGCCAUGACCUUUAGGUCACAUGUGGAAAUACAUACUUGUCUCCAUUGCCUGAGAUGUUUUUGGUGUAAACAAUGUGUUCAAAGUCCCGGCUAGCAGGGGAUAUUAAGUGCUUCCAUUUUUAUUCAGCUUUGUUUCACUUUCCCUUUAAAGAAUCCUUGAUUCUUUUUAAUUGUUUUUAUUAUUAACAAUUAUGUAACAGUCUUUUGUGUACUGAAAGAAUUUGGCUUGAUUUUUUUUAUUUCAAGAUGAUAGCACCUCAGGCUCAUAUGAAAACUAUUUAAAAAAAAA
Messenger RNA from Patiria miniata (bat star), 1296 nucleotides. It is a transcript of the gene slc25a16, whose product is annotated as graves disease carrier protein-like. Lineage: Eukaryota; Metazoa; Echinodermata; Asteroidea; Valvatida; Asterinidae. The coding region runs from base 23 to 925 and encodes 300 amino acids. Gene Ontology annotation, cellular component: mitochondrial inner membrane. Gene Ontology annotation, biological process: transmembrane transport. The transcript has 9 exons. The record is from RefSeq and is a predicted model, not a curated record.